Messenger RNA from Drosophila navojoa, 1261 nucleotides. RefSeq lists its product as uncharacterized. NCBI's taxonomy places the organism in Eukaryota, Metazoa, Arthropoda, Insecta, Diptera, Drosophilidae. The record is from RefSeq and is a predicted model, not a curated record. Gene Ontology annotation, molecular function: DNA binding; protein binding.
AGAACUUUGUUGAGUGCGUUUCAAUUGGCAACCUGAACUGCCAGGUGAUGUGUGCCGUUAUGAAGAUUAUGGAUAUGCCCGACCGUGUACGUAUGUCGCAGGUGUGCAAGACCUGGGCUAUGAUUGCCCGCGAUCGCAGCGUGUGGCGCACGGUAAGGCUUCGCGAUUCUCGCAUUGCCAAAUGGCUGUUCCUUUUGCGUGAUAUGGCGCGCUUUCGCACCUACGAAUUGGAUAUGAUGGGGGUUAAAAUGGACAGCCCCAAAGUGCGUUUGGAGGGAGACUUGCGCGUGCUGAAGUCACUGCGCGUACUCCGCACUGAUCCAAGUGAGGCAGAGUUUAUUGAGUCGGUCAUCAAGCGUAUACCACAUCUGCACGAGCUGCGCACCACAUGCACCAGUCGUGUACUCAGUUUGAUUAAUUUAGAGAUGAUGGUCGAAUUGCGCGUGCUGCGUAUUCGCAUGUUGGAGCCAAAGGCUGGCAUUGUUUCGCUGCAGCCGCUGCAAGGUUUGGACCAGUUGCAGGAGCUUAGUUUGCGCGGCAUUAACAAUAUGGCUCAGCUAAAAUUGUUACAACUGCAAGGAUUGAAAAAUCUCGAAACACUUGUGCUGGGCUCCUGUCGUGGCAUGAAAGUUUCAUUGUUCGGCCGGCAAGUGCUGCCGAGUCUGACCCGUCUUCGCCAUCUACGCCUCGAGAAUCACCAUAGCAACCGCUCGUUUAACAUUAAUGAGAUAAUGAAGGGCAUCGCCGCCGGCGGCAGUGUGAAGCGUGUGGAGUUCAUCAAUGUCAACGUGGAUGCCGAGCUCAGCCGUCAGUUGGCCGCUUGUAGCUCGGUGCAGGAGCUGCUGCUGUCGCCCAACUUUCACAAUAACGCGGCCUACAUGAUGAAUUACAUUAUGCAGGCGAUCAGCGAAAACCGCGAACAGCUCAAAGUGUUUCGCUUGGGUCUGACAUACGAACUAUUGAGCGUCACUCGCGCUCUGGCUAUAAAUCAAGAGAAGGAUUGCAUUCCGGUUGUACUGCCCAUACCUGGCGUGCCGGACAACGAUGUACUUAACGAGUCCGACGAGCCAAUAGCUUGCCUGCCGGUCGAUCGUCUGGAGUCCAUUCUACACCACAUGAUGCCGCAGGCCUGGCUGACAGUCGCCAAGGUCUCACAGAGCGAGACAACCAAUCUUAAAUUCCUCCCGGCUUUGCCGACUGACGCCGGAAUAUCGCAUAACUAACCGUUUUUCCAGCGCCUCCUUUUUAUACACAUAUCUUA